UUCCCCCUUCCCUGCUUCCUGUCUUUCUCACCCUCUCUCUUAUUUUCCGGUUCCACUUUCUCUGGCUGUUUCUCUCAUGGCGAAUCUAGCACGCUUCUCCAAGCGAGCCCUGCGAAGCGCACACUCGCUCGUAAGGCACGCGCAAUCGCAAGUGCAACCUCAGCUAUUGGCUGAGGAGCGCGCUUUCUCGACGGAGGCGGCGAAAUCAAUUACUCCGUCUCCGGAUCGGGUGAAGUGGGACUACCGAGGGCAGAGGAAGAUAAUCCCGUUGGGGCAGUGGCUCCCGAAAGUGGCAGUGGAUGCUUACGUUGCACCCAACGUGGUCCUCGCUGGCCAAGUCACCGUGUGGGACGGAGCUUCGGUUUGGCCUGGUUGCGUUCUCCGCGGCGAUCUCAACAAGAUCAGCAUCGGAUUCUGCUCAAACGUCCAGGAACGCUCCGUUCUUCACGCCGCAUGGACUUCCCCGACAGGCCUUCCGGCUGACACUUCAAUAGAGAGGUACGUGACAAUUGGGGCAUACAGCCUUUUGAGGUCCUGCACUAUUGAGCCAGAGUGCAUUAUUGGGCAGCACUCCAUCCUAAUGGAAGGUUCAUUGGUGGAGACACAGUCAAUCCUUGAAGCUGGAUCAGUAGUUCCACCUGGAAGGCGAAUUCCUUCUGGUGAACUUUGGGCAGGAAAUCCAGCCAGGUUUGUGAGGACUUUGACCCAUGAGGAAAUCUUAGAAAUCCCUAAACUUGCAGUUGCUAUAAAUGAUCUGAGCAGAGACCACUACUCAGAGUUCCUUCCUUACUCCACAGUAUAUUUGGAGGUUGAGAAGUUUAAGAAGUCCCUGGGUAUUUCUGUUUGAUGCUCUUUUUUGUUAUUCUUCUAUGUAUCUGUUAGCUGGAGUUCUGCUUGUAAGGAAAUAAGAAUCAAAAACAAAGAGCAAGCUUUUUGUAUUUUCUUUGUAUUCCUUGCUGAGAUUAUUGGCUUAAAACAUCAUGGUCUAUAUAAUUUGACUGGAGUGAUAUUUAUCAGA
Molecule: messenger RNA, 1018 nt
Organism: Vigna umbellata (rice bean)
Lineage: Eukaryota; Viridiplantae; Streptophyta; Magnoliopsida; Fabales; Fabaceae
Product: gamma carbonic anhydrase-like 2, mitochondrial
Source: RefSeq, a predicted model, not a curated record